AUGGAUUCGGAUUUGGAUUCGGAUUCGGAGAGACGACGAAAGAAGACUGAGAAACGAAUGAAGAAGUCUGGGAAACCGUACCCAGAGAGUCGCUCGGUGAUGGUGCGCGGGGAGAGGUAUCGACGAUGCGCGUGCGCGGUGGUGUUCGACGAUCGAGGGAUGAUCCUAGUCGGCGAGCGGAGCGACAGACCGGGUUCGUGGAACAUGCCGCAGGGAGGAAUCGAGAAGAACGAGAGCUUAGAGGACGCGGCGUCGAGGGAGCUGUACGAAGAGACGGGUAUUAUGGUGGGGAAAGAUGGCGUCGCGGAGCUCGUGGGGGCAUUACCGGAGGACGAUGGGUACGCGUAUCGCGUCGACGGCGCGUCGUGGCUCGCCGACCGCGGCUUGGCGGGACAGCGCUUAGAAUUUUGUCUCUUCCGAUGGCGGGCGAAGAGCGACGAGGACGCGCGCGCGAUGGAGGAUCCCUCCAACCAUCCCGCGGUGAAUCUCUCGGGAUUAAACGGCGAGACUCGAGAGUUUGAGCGAUUGGAUUGGAAGUCGUUCGACGACGUCGUCGCGAGCGUGUGGCCGAGCAAGCGCGCCCCGUACGAGCUCAUGCGAGACGUCGCGGCGCCCAUCGUCGCCGCCAACGUGCGCGAUCAAUCGUGA
Molecule: messenger RNA, 648 nt
Organism: Ostreococcus tauri
Lineage: Eukaryota; Viridiplantae; Chlorophyta; Mamiellophyceae; Mamiellales; Bathycoccaceae
Product: NUDIX hydrolase, conserved site
Exons: 1
Coding region: 1-648 (215 amino acids)
Molecular function (GO): hydrolase activity
Source: RefSeq, a predicted model, not a curated record